Molecule: messenger RNA, 2280 nt
Organism: Leishmania mexicana MHOM/GT/2001/U1103
Lineage: Eukaryota; Euglenozoa; Kinetoplastea; Trypanosomatida; Trypanosomatidae
Exons: 1
Coding region: 1-2280 (759 amino acids)
Source: RefSeq, a predicted model, not a curated record
AUGUUGCGCUACGCACCGAUGCGGCGUUGCAGCGCGGCGGCCAUGCAGACACUAAGCGCCUGGCUGACAGACCUCGCCGAGGAGUCGAUGGCCGUGCCAUCGGCCACUGCCGCGGACCUGCACAUGAGGCAGAAUGAUGGGCAAGAGCCAACCCGGAAGACACCUGCGCAGCUGUGGCGUGAGCUGGAGGACGCCGCCACUCACGCGAACGCCCUUCGCGAGACCGACACGCUGUUCAGCAUCUUGCAGUGUCUUCUGCUCAAGCAGCAGUAUCCCACCGACAUGCAUGCGUGGGCCCGCCUGGCGAAGCAACUGUUGCCGUACAGCGGCAUCGAGCAGAGGUCAGUGCUGUGCUACCCAGGCCGGUCCGAUGCCACAUACCGCAGAGACGGGCACCCACGCGGCAGCAGCCUAGCCAAUCUCUCCUCAUCCGGCGACCCUGUGCUCACUGGCACGGACGGCGGCUUUGGAGACGAUGGCGCAUCGCGUCAAGGCAGCGGUGGGUCCAGGCGAGGUGGGGAGCAUGCAGUGCCGUACAGCCUGUACCCCUCGCGCGAGACACUCUUGCUGAGCGGCGGUGUCGUGCCGCUCAGCGCGCGUGUGCCGUUCGGCGAUGGGAGAGCGAUCGCGCUGUUCGUGCGCGGCUUUACUCAGUUCAUGGAGGGCCAGCUGGGCGUGCAGCCGCGCACACAACUUACCUCGGAGGUGUUGCAGGUCGUCAAGGAUGUGUCGGGUGCAGUGACGGAGGCGUUAGCCGCGAACACCGAUUCCUUGCAGCUGGAGCUGCUUCUGCCGGCGUUGCUGGACUACAUGGAGCUGCUCCACGUGCUGGACCUGCGCACGGCCACGGCGAACGGCCAUGGGCCACUCGAGACGGAAGAUGAGCGCCGCGAUGCUGCCGGGGCGACGGGGAGAGACGACGAGCCGAACGGACACGGUCGAUCAUCACCGCCACGAUCGUCCAGACCGACGCGCUUUCUUCAGAACAUGGCAAAUGACCUCGCACAGAACGUCAUGGCUGGUGCUGCGCGUGGUGCUCGCGUCGUGCUCUACUACCUGAACAACCGCUUUGCAGCUGUCGUGGAGGCGUACCAGGCGGACGCGCCGGACACCUUCACCGAUAAGAUGUACUGGGCGCAGCAGCGGUACUUGCUAACCCUCACCCGCGCCUGCAUGUGGGCCAUCAGUCAACACUACACGCCAGUCACCACAGCUGCAUCGUCUGCGGCGCCAGGGAGCGUUGCCUCGUCGCCGUUGCCGCACCUGCAGGGGCUGCGGUGCACUGUCGCCACAACGGACCUCGUCGCCACCGCGCCCAUGAAUGCUCAUAUACAGGCGCUGUACGACCACAUCGAUGUGCUCUUCCAGCGGAACACGCAUGCCAACAACCCGCUGCGCCUGACCGACGAGGAGGUGGCGCAGUUGAAGGAAGUACACACAUCCGCACUGCUGCGUGCGCUGCGUACCGAGGAGGCGGCUCCGGACGCGUACCUGCGCCGCGCGUUGGAGGUGGUGGAUCGGGUGCCAACGUCCAUGGCCAUCGAAGGCGAACUAAUCUCAGGCAAGGUGCGGCUGUUGGAGCUGGACAGCGACACUGUGGACGAAGAGGGUAGGGCUGCCAUCUACGCCGACUUGCUGACAUCGCUUCGCAGCCUGGUAGAGAUGCGGCCGCGCUUUUCGAGGCACAACGGCGCUAAUCACGCUGCUGCUGCAAGCACCCCCUCCGACGGUGGCGGCGGCGAGGAGGACGAAGGCGAUGGGGAGCAACUGCGACUCGAUGCGGCAACGCAGGCGAUCUUGCAGCGUGCCCACGCCGACGUCAUCACGGCCUUCUGCGCGGCGCACACGGAGGAGUGGUCGAACGAGGCGUACAACAUCCUCGUCGCGCACAAGUACCACGGCGUCAAGAUCACGAACGACCUCAUACGGCCGGUCCUGGAGGUGUUCAGUCGCCGCGGAGACUGCCGUGUCUUCAGCUUGGUAGAUUUAUGCGUGCUCUACAGCAAUGAAUCGAUCGACAUGCACACCAUCGCGCUGCUGUUCCGCACAUGCGCGGCGGCCGGCGACCACUACCGCGCUCGCACGUUCCUGCAGCUGGUGAACGAGAUUAUACAUGGGUUUCUUGUGAAGUGUCCGGCCUCGGUGAAGGAGUCACUGCAGGAGUUGAAGCUGCUCGACCCGCCGCCGCGGCACCUGUUCGUGUCGACCGAGGAUGAUCUUGUGCAGAGUGCGCUCGGCGAGGAGCAGCGCAAGGUACGCCGGCUUCCUACCGUGUCGUGA